UUAAGAUCCUACUUUAACUGAAUUGUGGAAUGUUUUGUAUUUUUAUGAAGUUGACCAUACCAUAGUUUGAAAAAUUUGUAAAUUUAAAAAGACUAUGGUUAACUAAAAACAAAGACUCGGAUUGUGCAGUACAACAACUGGGUGUUUACAAUGUUGUUCCUGAAAAAAAAGAAAUACCGGUCUCAUAUAGGGCUGGUUUUAUGGGCGGUGGGAUGGCAAUUGGUGGGUCUUUUGUCAUGGCGCCGGGUACGAUAGGUCGUGCUAAUCUUCGAUUGCAGUCGAUUAUCACUUAUGAGGGAUUGGCGAAAACUUUAGAAAGAAUUAACAACAAGUUCAAAGUAACGCCACUUCCAGGAAGUAUACUCAGCAUUGAAACUCGAAAAAACAAAAUAGCUGAAGGUUUUGGAAGUAUUGAUAUUGAUCCGGAAGUUACCAGCUGGUCCGAGAAAGGUGCUACCACUUCUAAAAGAUAUGUUCAUAUAAUGAGAAUAUUUUACGUCCAUGGUCAACCAGCCAAUCAGGAGAUCUACAUGCAUGAAGUAAAACCAGAAAUGAUAUAUCCCAGUGAAUUAAGUAAACCGGCCAAAUUUGAACAUUUUCAAGAGGUUCUGAAAAAAACUCAAUCCUGGUUAAAGUGCCAGUCAGGAAUACAGAUAUUAAAUCUUGAUACACGUGAUGCUGUAGUACAUGAAGCCUUUGGUAACACUCAAGUGGAUUCUGAUUCGACAGAUGAGUUUAAUUCGGCAAUGAUAGACUCAAAGUAUCUUCGGUUUAUACGUAUUUUCUACUGCCCGAAUAUAAAUAUGUCAUAUACCAGCACGAUGCUGACGUCACGCCUGUUUGAACCUGUACGAACUGGAAUCAAGAGCUUUGAGACAAUGAGUGAAACCAUGAAAAGAGUGGAAGCUUACUUAAAUCUAACAGGAUUACCUAUUAUGAAUGUAGAAACUGUACAUUAUUUAUAUAACAGUAAUUAUCAUACUGGUGUCGAUGUUGAUAGAUCUUAUAAUAAAAUACCUCAAACAUCAGCCAAAUACUGGCUUACAACAAUCAGGUUAUAUUUUCCUACAGUUUAUCAGGAACCAUCACCCUUGUCACUCCCACCAGUUAAAGACUGGAAAUUAAAAGAUGGAUCUUCAUCCUGUUCUAUAUUAUGAGGGUUAUUUUUCUGGAUUUGUAGAAAGUGUAUAAAACCUUUACUAUUAAAAGAUAAUACAAUGGUGCAAUAAAGAGUCUGAAAUCAAACGUCUGCAUCCAAGAAUGAGAUGGGGUUUAACGUCCUACUUUUCUGAACCUACUGGGCUAAUGAAGACAAGUCAGGGUCCAACUGGUCACUUAUGAAUUGCAAUUUCAGCCAAUAUUAAAUAAAAUAUUAUAUUGACCUAGAGGUGUUUGUCUUUAAUUCCCCUUUGUCAGUGAUGCAGGACCUGACAAGGACAGCUAUCUAGUCGUUUGGAAGGGACCAAAAACCGAGGUCACAUGUACAUAUUGGCGUGCACGUAAAAGAUCCCUUGACAGUUGGAAUUCGAUAUAAGAGUAGGUCGUAGUGCCGCUGUCCGGGCAAAAUUUCCCUCAUAGCACACUGUAUGGCGUAUGCCCGUCUUCAUUAGCCAAGUUCGGAGCAGAACAGUAGGACGUUAAACCCCAUUUCAUUUCAUUUGCCAACAUUUGAUGGGAAUGUAUAUGUCACCACAACUUUGGAGCCACCACAAUUUCGAUCCCGGUGUUGGCCGAGAAAGUUUCCCCUUGUCAGUGAUGCAGGACAGAGGGCCUGACAAGGACAUCUGUCUAGUUGUUCGGAUGGGACGAAAAACGUGGCAUGCAUGUGAAAGAUCCCUUGGCAGUUGGAAUUCGAUAUAAGAGUAGACUGUAGUGCAGCUGUCCUGGCAAAAUUUCCCUCAUAGCACACUGUGUGGUUUAUGCCUGUCUUCAUUAGCCCAGUCGGACCAGAACAGUAGGUCGUUAAACCCCAUUUUAUUUCCCACGACAAUUUCCUCUGAACACUGUACAGAUCCGAUUUCUUGUAGGAUUAUUUUCAAACUAGCAGAUAGUAUAUAGAGUUUUUAAGAUAAUUGGCAGAUAAUCAAGUCUACAUGUAUAAUCUGCUAAAUUGACUCGAUUUCUGGAUUUUAGUAUUUGAUAAAUGAGCUACCACACCUUGCCCCACCCUAAACAUUUGUGUAGGAGUACUGGUGUGUUAUAUACAACUACAGGUGACAGACAAUACCAUUUAUUACAUUGUAUUAUAAACAAUCACUAAUGCAACAAUAUAAAACAAUUAUAUCAAUAAAUCACAGUAAAAAUCACAGUUAAUAUUUAAUAUUGUUUUUUUUACUGAACUUUAAAGGGUUAAGUUUAUAAAUAAGGUAUAAAAAUCACAGGUAGUAUUAAUUCAUGUAUAUUUACACUGCACUUUAAAGGGUUAAUUUUAUAAGCAGUGAGUAAAAAUCACAGGUAAUAUUAAUUCAUACAUUUUUGUUUACUGAACUCUACAUUUUCAUAAAUAAAACAUUCUGAACUUUCAAACCACAUUAUCCACCAUUCUUUUACGGUUCUGCAGACAUGUGACCUUACCAUAUAUCUACCUUGCACAUGGUACAAAUUAUCAAUAUUUAUUGCUAAUUUUAAGUAGAAAUAUUGCAAUUGUCUAGUAAUAAAUCAAAAUGUGAA
Messenger RNA from Patella vulgata (common limpet), 2670 nucleotides. RefSeq lists its product as uncharacterized. The transcript is spliced from 8 exons. The coding region runs from base 201 to 1157 and encodes 318 amino acids. Lineage: Eukaryota; Metazoa; Mollusca; Gastropoda; Patellidae. The record is from RefSeq and is a predicted model, not a curated record.